AUGUCGACACCAGAAGAGACUAGCUUAGAAGAGCUAAAAGGAAAAAAGCAAGCGACUUCUGGUCUCAAGUCCUUUAUUGCUGGUGGUUUUGGUGGCAUUUCCUGUGUACUCGUCGGUCAUCCGUUCGAUCUAAUAAAGGUACGCCUUCAAACUGCAAAGCCAGGUGUCUAUAAUGGAGUUCUCGACUGCGCACGGAAGACCGUUCGGGCCGAUGGCUUUCGUGGAUUGUAUCGAGGAAUGGUGCCUCCUCUGGUUGGAGUAACACCAGUAUUCGCUGUUAGCUUCUGGGGUUAUAAUCUUGGAAAAAACCUAGUCUACAAAUUCACUCCGAAUCGCACAUCUCCCGAACUGUCGCUUGCCGAGAUCUCAUUAGCGGGCGCAUUCUCGGCAGCCCCAACGACUUUAUUGAUGGCACCUAUGGAACGCGUUAAAGUGGUGUUGCAGGUGCAGGGACAAGAGGGUAGCACUGCUUAUAAAGGUCCUGUUGAUGCGAUCAAGGGCAUUUACCGAGAAGGUGGUAUCAGAAGUCUUUUCCGCGGCACCGGUGCGACAUUAUUAAGAGACGCGCCAGGAAGUGCAGCCUAUUUCUUCGCGUAUGAAUGGACGAAGCGUUUGUUAACUCCGAAAGGUAGUAAGCCGGAAGACCUGAAAGUUGCGUCAGUACUAUUCGCUGGUGGCAUGGCUGGUGUUGCAAUGUGGACGAUAGCAAUACCACCUGACGUGCUGAAAUCUCGCCUUCAGUCUGCGCCACCCGGAACAUAUUCUGGUAUAUGGGAUGUGUUUCGAAAAACUAUGGCAACAGAUGGUCCUAAAGCAUUGUUUAAGGGGUGGGGAGCUGCCAUGCUACGUGCCAUUCCGGCGAAUGCUGCUACCUUUAUGGGUUAUGAAGUUAGCUUAAAGGUUAUGAAUCUGCUCUGGUGA
This is a messenger RNA of Paraglomus brasilianum, 921 nucleotides long. Lineage: Eukaryota; Fungi; Glomeromycota; Glomeromycetes; Paraglomerales; Paraglomeraceae. The record is from the annotation of a GenBank genome assembly.